AUGGAGUAUGCUAAAGUGACAGACCAAAACAACGAACUGAAAACCCGGCAGCUAGAAACCAUGCUAUGCACUAGGGCCUCCACGUUCAAAUUCUCGCCGCCUCUCAAAUCAUACACCAGAACCCCAAUGGAGUCUCCACAAACGAAUCUCCGUUGUUCAUUCAUAAGCUCUGCUACUCGUUCUGCCCCCCGAGAAGUUCAAAUCGAAGACAACGGCGACGGGUUCAUCACAGAGCAGGAGUGGCAGGGAUGGGGCGCUGUGUCUCCAGUACCAUCAAUGGUGAAGCAGGUCGUUGAGGAUUUGAAGAUUUUGGAGCAAAAUAUUGAUGCCCAGAUGAAUUUUGGUGGAAUUGGCGGCAAAUUACAGGGGGAUUUUAGAGUUGUUGAGGAUAAGAAACAUAGAGCAACAUACCAAGCAUUAGAUGAUUCUGAGAAAAAGUUUCAGUUCUACUCUGCUCGGCAAAUAGCUUGCCGUUUGCUAGGAAGCAGAGGUUACCUCUGCCAGAAGUGCUGGCUUCCUUCGGAAGAUUGUAUGUGUUCAAAAGUUAAGCCUUCUACUCUUUGGCAUGGGAUACGAUUUUGGUUGUAUAUGCAUCCAAAGGAUUUCCUAAGGCAGAACAACACUGGAAAGUUGUUAUGGCAAAUAUUUGGUAUUCAAGCUGCAACCUUGUGUCUCUAUGGCAUUACAGAAGAUGAGGAGAUCAUGUGGGACACUUUUAAGCUUGCAGGAAAAAGCAGGGUAUGGUGCCUUUAUCCUAACCAGAAUCAGGUGGUAAAGUCUGUUCAAGACGCUUUCGGUCAGGAAUCUUCAGAGAAUCGAAAAUGUGAACCAACAAUGAUGAAUAGAGAUGAAACUCUGAAUUUCAUUCUGAUUGAUGGUACAUGGAGCAAUUCUGCCGCAAUGUUCAGGCGUUUAAAGGAGUAUGCAAAGUCAGUUUGGGGGGAUGAUGAACUUCCUUGCAUAUCUCUUACUACUGGUGCAUCUGCAAUGCAUAAACUUAGGCCCCAGCCAUCAUGGGAUCGUACUUGCACAGCAGCAGCAGCUGUUGGCCUCCUUUCUGAGCUGCAACUCCUUCCAAAGUUUAGCUUCUAUGAAUUAAACAAACAAGCCGAAGCAGUGGAGGAUGCCCUAGAUGUCUUAUUGGAAUUAUGA
This is a messenger RNA of Carica papaya (papaya), 1152 nucleotides long. NCBI's taxonomy places the organism in Eukaryota, Viridiplantae, Streptophyta, Magnoliopsida, Brassicales, Caricaceae. The record is from RefSeq and is a predicted model, not a curated record.